UCCGUAAUAGAAGAAGAAACUGAGAAAUGUACAUCUGCACAAAAUCAGGGUGAAGGAUCUGGCUAUGAUACACUGGUUCAGCAUGUUACUAAAAAGACUCGAGAAUCAAAAGAGUGAGUACAUGUACAAAACGCAUGUAAAAAACUACAGUGUCCAAAAAGAAUGACUUUCUCAAAUGUUCUUUCCUGCUUAUACUUGAUUUUAUCAGUUCCUGACUCUGUCCUUCUGAAAUCGUGUCCCUUCAUUAUUGUAACUCUUGUGAUUGACUUCUGAUUUUAUAUUGUUUGUAAUAUUUUCUUGCUUAAGCCAGAAAAAUUGUAUUUUAUGCUGGCAUUAUAACUCAAACAAGUUUCCCUGCAACAAAAUACUGCAGUGUAGAAUACUGCUGUUCAGGUUUCCAGCCAUUUUAUCAUGUCCUCAUCCCCUGGUUUUCCUCUCCUCUCCUUGAACGUUAGCCAGCAUCCCAGGCCCACUGAACAUGCCCAGUCCUCACUAGGCUAAUUUCGGGUUGUUGUUUUUUCCUCUCCUUUUGGAUCUUUUUGAGGGUGGCGUGGGGUAGACACACUUGGUAUCCAAUUCCAGUUACAUUUAUUAUUUUUUGAGUUGAUAUCUACAGUAUAGUUUUUCAGUGUGAACCAGGAAUAUAUGUCUGUUGUGUGUGUUUCCUCCUGUUUCUGCAGCUCUAUUCUACUCCCUCCCAACCAUGUUAGUUUUUCCUCUGCAUCUCAAUAGUUCUGGUUGGCCACUAUGAGAACAGGAUGGUAGAAUAGAUGGGUCACUGGCUUGAUCCAGCAGAUUCUUCUAAUCUUCUUGGUUUGUGCUGUCGAGUAGUUCAGGGGCUGGGUGUUGUUGUUGUUGUUGUUGUUGUUGUUGUUGUUGUAGUUCAGGGGCUGGUUGUUGUUGUUGUUGUUGUUGUUCAGGGGCUGGGUGUUGUUGUUGUUUUGAAUUGGUGUCUCCCUUCCUUAGCUUUCCACCCUGCAGAGUUUCAAACAACUGUGCUAGGUACCAUGGAAUAAUGGCAUGGUGUCGCAGUCCUAUACAUGCGUACUCAAGGAGUAAGCCAGUUGAGUUCAGUGGGUCUUCCCUGUAAAUGUGCAUAGGAUUGUAGCCAAAAUUGUAGUGUGUAGUUUGACCGGAAAUGUUGAGAAGAUAUAUCCUGCUUAAAACUAAUUCAGAUGAAUUUGUACAAUAAGCUCUUUACAGUACUGUAAGUACUUUACCAAAGAAUGUCACCCUCCCCCCUAAGUUAAAAGUUUCACUGCAAUUACAGUACAUUUUACAAAAUGUCUCUGGAAGGAAGCAGUGUAAUAAGUACAGCCAAUUUAUUAUCUGCAAGCCUUCACAAAAAUUACUCUUUGGUGUUAUUUUUUAGUAUUUGUUGCAGUAGUUUUUUCUUCUGCAUCUUUUUAAAUGCUACUUUAAAGCACUGUGCUGCAGAAUACCUCACUGUAACAAGCUAGAGGUAUAAACACAACGUUUAUGCAUCUUUUCUACCUCUAAGAAGGGAUUCAGGGAGGGACUGUAAACUAUAAUCUAAUCUGGAGCCCGUCAGGUGGUCCAGUAAAAAGAUUUUGGUUAAGUGGGAUUUUCACUGUUCAGUGUAAUUACAUUAGUACUGUUGGAUGUGAGGACAUAUCUGUCCUUGGCAUUAAUUGGGGGAGGCCUGUGUGAGCAUGACACUGCUGUGUGUAUACUUGUGCUUUUGUGUUCAUAGGUGGUAUUGGAUUAGGGUACAUGAUAGUCAACAAUUUCUGUGAAUAGUAGCAAAAUUAGAACUCCAUUAUAAUUAUUUACAACUGAAAAGAAAUGCAUUCAAUAAAUACUAAUUACUGAAAUGUUUCUGUCAGCCCAGUUAGUUAUGAGCCUUUACCAAACAAAAUAUUAUUGGAAAGCUUGAUCACUUUAAAUAUAGCCAGAUAACCUUCAGUCAGUGGGAGAUUGCAAGACGAAUGUGAACGUACCAAGGGUAAGGAGGACCCCUUGUAGAAAAGUUCAGUGAACCUCUAAUGAUGAGAUCAAUCUUAGGAACAUUUUAAUAGUAAUUUCAAUGAUAUGUGGAUGGCCUUGUUCUGUGAGAGGAAAUUAGAAAUGUCAUUGUGAAAAACUUCGUUACUUAAUCAGUGCUUAAUUGCUUUUAUAAAUUAAUGUGUGGACUGCUGUAUUUUUAAUAAGCCAUUUAUUUACAUUUAGGAAUGGCAUGUCAGUUUUGAGCCAACUGCACAAAGAAAUAUUUUUUAGAGAGCACAGAUGAAUGCAAUCCCUGUAGGGUAGCCUUUGUUUAUAUAUAUAAAAAAACACCCAAGGCUACAUACUGUUAUUUAGGAUUCUCAAUCUUCAUGGGUUUCUUUUUUAAGACUGUAAAGAAGAGUGAUUAGGAAGGCAGUGUUUAAAGGCACAAAUAAAUAUCCCAUAUACCCUUUACUUCACAGUACCCUUUCCCUUUUCACUGGGAGGACAGACUAGUGAAUCUCUAGUGGGAGGGAGUUCCAUGACCUGGGCAUUGUCAAGGAUAUGGCCCUAUCUUGCAUCAUUGAUACAUCUGUUGACAGGACCAUAUUAAGGACCUACCCUGCAGACUACAGUGUCUGACUAGGCAGAUACAGGAAGACACAGGAAGAGACAGUAUUUCCAGCAUUUGGGUUCUAAAUUGUUUAGGGUUUUAUAUGCUAACAUUGGCACCUUGAGUUGGGCCUAGUAGCAAAUGGGCAUUUAGUGAAAUUCCAGAAGGAUAGGUCUAAUAAUAGUAAUAAUAAUAAUAAUACCCUUAUUGUCAAUGUACAACCUGCGCACAAUGAAAUUAACCAAGCCUCCCCCCCCCCCGGUGUGCAUGUCGCACAACACACCAAUCCCGAAAGUCAGUUGCACUAUAUUUUUUUCCGUUCAGCAGCCUAACAGCCCACAGAUAGAAACUAUUUUUUAGCCUGUUGGUUUAUAUACUUCUAUAUCUCUUGCCCGAGGGUAGAAGAUUAAAGAGGUGCUGGCCGGGGUGUGAAUUGUCCCUGAGAAUUUUUCUCACUCUCCUAAGGCAAUGAUCUCUUGCGAUGUCAUCUAGCGGGCUCAGGGGACAGCCCAUGAUAGCAUGUGCUGUGUUCACCACCCUCUAUAAAGACUUUAUGUCCGUGGUUGUCAAGCCAACGUACCACACUGUGAUACAAUAUGAGAGGACACUUUCUAUUGUGAACCGGUAAAGGAGGUCUUCAGUUGUAGUUUAAUAUGGUUCUUUCACAAGACCCUGAGAAAAUGGAGUCUCUGUUGGGCCUUCCCAACCACCUGAGUUAUAUUGCUUUUCCAAGUGAGGUCUUCACUAAGGUAAACUCCCAGGAAUUUAAAGGAAGAGACUCUCUCCACACAAUUUCCUCCCCCUGAUAUACAACGGGGCUAGUUCCCCUCUCUUCCAAGUAUAAAAUGAUAGUGUUCUGCUGCAACUUCCAGAUUGUCUUCAAUGGUAGCCCCAUGUAGAUUGCAUUGCAAUUAUUUGGGCCUCAAGCAACAAAACUGGUGUAGUCUUUGAAUCUGCUCCUACAGGGGAUAGUGGAUUCAUCCAGAACAGAUUUAUUCCCCACCUGUCUUGUCAGAAAAUAUAUAGAACCUAAACACCCAAGGCAGCAUUGGCUAGGUUUCCUAAAGAUAUGGUUUGUGGUUCAGCAAUACAGAGACUGUAUUUUCCUGUUCCUUUUGCUCUUUGGUCCCGAUACUAGCUUGGUUGCUUUGUAUCUGAAUGUAAAUCAGUUUGCUAUGGCAAUCUGUGACCUUUUCUAUUUUCCCGUUAAUUCUCCACUUUCAAGUUUAUUGUGUAAAAGUCCUUCCGUGAAUAGGUACUAACAUUUGUAUGAUUUCACUCACGUAUGGUUGGGCAUCUCUGAAGGUAACUUCCCAACCAUUGCUUCCCCUUAAAAGUUUCUGUUCUGACUGCAAUGCUACCAGUGAAAAGAGACCACUCACUUCCUAUUGACUGUACUUACCUACCCACAACUAAGUCCCAUUGAUGUUAGUGCUUAGGAGUUCAGCUUGUGUGCAAUAUGAUUUGUGAACUUUAGUCUGUUUGUUUUUAUAACAUUUGUUCUGCUCUGAAGGUAUAGAGAAAUGAUGCAUUCUCUGAAGAAUGUUAUGAUGGUUGUAGUUGAAUCUUUAAUUAACAAGUUUGAAGAAGAUCAGAUGCGCUAUAAGGAAAUUCAGAGGAAAGUGAAAACAGAACAGCACAGCAGUUACUAUACAGAUAAUUGCUCUGAUAGUGAUUCUUCAUUUAAUCAGAGUUAUACAUUCAUGAAUCAAGAACAAUUGCAACUACUGGUAGAAAGGCUUGAUCCGGUACAACCUAAGGAGGUGCGUCAGGAAGCUAUGCAGACAUUGUGUUCUGCUCCUCCAUCUGAUAUAUUAAACUGUGAGAGUUGGGCUAAUUUACGUAAACAUCUUGCAACAGCACUUUCAGAUCCGGAUUCCAAUUUCAGUGACAAAGUUUUGAAAUUCUAUGCCAAGACAUUUUCUUCCUCUCCACUAAAUAUGACAAGGGAACUGUAUACAAGUUUGGCAAAGUAUUUAGAGAUGUACUUCCUUUCUGAAGAUAGUUAUGUUCCUACCAUAUCAACAGGUAUUGAUAUAAGCAACCCAGAUAUAAUCCGUUUACUUAAAAAGAUACGUCUGCUAAAUGAGUACCAGAGGGAAGUCCCAUCUUUUUGGAUUCGUCAUCCAGAAAAGUACAUGGAAGAAAUAAUGGAGAGUACCCUGUCACUUUUGUCAGCAAAGCGUGACUCAAGCCACCCUGUUUCUUUGGAUCCCGUGUACUUCUUGGCUCUAGUCGAUCUCAAGGCUGUUUGGUUUAAAAAAUGGAUGCAUGCAUAUUACAGCAGGACAGUGGUGCUAAGGCUACUUGAAAAAAAAUACAAAUCUUUGAUUAUUGCAUCUGUUGAGCAGUGUGUUUCCUAUCUGGAAACUUGUGAAUCAGUGGUUGAUACAACAGGCAGGUUUAAUUCUUUCUCCACAUUGCAUAAUGGUAAUAAACAGAAGAAUUUUUACACUGGAAACGAAUUACAGUAUAUAUAUUUUGUUCAUUCCCUGAGCCUCUUAGGAAGAUUAUUGAUAUAUAAACAAGGCAGAAGACUGUUUCCUAUUCAGCUGAAAAACAGAAAAGAUUUGAUGUCCUUGACAGACCUUGUCAUAAUGUUUACUCGUCUUAUCUAUUGCGCCCCAAAUUGCACAAAGAUGCUUACAGUUCAUUCAGGCAAUUAUUCUCCAGCAGGCCUUAUUACUGAUGUGCUCGGAAUUCUUUCUGAGAGAAAAGAAUGUGCAACUGAAUGUCUAUAUACUAAUACAGUGAUAGAAGCACUUCUUCAGCCAAUACAUUAUUUACUGAAUGGAACAGAGGUGCAUCUAAAUUCUCCUGAAACAACUCUAAUACAUAUAGCUGAUAUUUUGGCAAGGAUUGCUGCUGCAGAUGAUGGUCUUUCACUCCUUCUCUAUGGAGGAGAAAAGCCCUCUGCCAUGGAGGGUAGUAGCCUUAGGGGUGCACAUACUAUCGUUCAGUUUACAAAGAAGCUUCUUGAUGAAGACAUUUCUGUUCUGUCUGGGUCUGAGAUGCUGCCAGUGCUCAAAGGUGCUUUCAUCUUUGUAUGCCACCAGAUGUAUAGUACUUGUGAAGGCUUGGAGGUGUUGCUACCUUACCAUUUACAUGGAUCUAUUUCUGAGGCUUGGAAAAAGACUAGUUUGCUUUCGGAGAGAAUUCCUACUCCUGUUGCGGGGGCAGAUUGUGUAUCAUCAGCAAGUCAAGAAUCCCAGAGCUUAUUUUUUGUACGCCAAGAUCAUCUUCAGGUGCCCUUCUCAAUGUACCCCCACAAUUUCAGUAUUGUACUGGAAGAGACGUUGUUGGAUGAUUUACUAAAUUUUGCAGCUACACCUAAAGGGCUUUUGCUGCUGCAGAAUACGGGAACAGUAAACGAGUGUGUGACUUUCAUGUUCAACAGGUUUACAAAAAACCUCCAAGUCUGUGGGUUUGAAAAGUUUGGCUAUGGAGCAAUUGUAUCGCAAGUAGCUGCAACAGCUGCAGGUGCUGUAGCUCUACAGAGUUCAGGAUUUAUAAAAGCACUUGUUACCGAAUUGUGGGGUGUUCUAGAGUGUGGAAGAGAUGAUGUCCGAGUAACUCAUCCCAGAUCAACACCAGUUGAUCCCAUUGAUCGGAGCUGUCAGAAGUCUUUUCUAGCUCUGAUAAACUUGUUAUCCUACCCUGCUGUUUACGAACUGAUAGGUGAUCAAGUGAUACCUAAUAAACCAGAAUAUUCUCUCCGUGAAGUUCCUACAGAUAUUAUUGAUAUCAUUGACAGGCUUAUAAUUGUGAACACAGAAGCUAAAAUUCAUUCAUUGUUCAAUUAUGAGCAGUCUCAUAUCUUUGGCCUAAGGUUAUUAAACGUGCUCUGCUGUGAUCUAGAUACACUUCUGCUUUUAGAAUCUCAGUAUAAGGUAUCAGAAGUGCUCUUAGAUGCCCAAAGAGAAAAUACCAUCUACAUUUCUGAAACUUCUCGAGACUUUAUAAUUGAUGGCCUGUCAGUAGAGAGAAACCAUAUUCUUGUUAGAAUAAAUCAUGUUGGUGGACCAACGGAACGGAUCUUGCCUCCAAGAAUAUUGCAUAAGGGUGAUGAUCCAUAUCCUUGGCCCAUGUUUUCGUCAUAUCCUUUACCAACAUGCUAUCUUGCUGAAUUUCCAAGAAAAACUGACACAAGGCAAGAUGGUGAUGCUAGCAAGCUUGCAUGUGCUUUAAAAAAUCCAGAUAAACCGCUGGAAUUGAUUGAACAUAUUAAAAGACAGUUUUGUGAAAUCAUGGAAAACAAACCUACUGUUAUGAGUGGAACCAAUUUGGCAGAAUUAAUGGAAAUGUUUGUCUUGCAUCUUUCUGAAACACCAUCAGAAUGUUACUUCACCAGCAGAGAAUGUGAAGCUGAUGCAAAUGUGGAGAUCAAACCUCUUUCAUCUGUACAGCAGCUUGGCAUUAAAAUGACAAUCAGCUAUGGUAAACAUUUGAACCUGCUGAGAGAGAAUGCCGAAGAUGAUCUAUGCCAUGUAAUAAUGCACUGUGAAAAUUUUUUGAAACGACAACAGGCAGUUCUAAGGACAUCGUUGCGUGGUCUGCAGGGAGGAUAUGUUGGCUUUGAUUGGUUUGCAGCUUCUGUAUUUCUAAUAAUGAUGGGAGACAGGGAAAAAACUUUAAAUUUUCUCCAACAUUUCUCCCAUCUUCUUGUGUCAGCAUUCCUUUGGAUACCACGGCUGCACAGUUCUAUUCACCUGCCCAUUGACACAGCAGCGUCUGGUAUCCAUCCAAUCUAUUUUUGCAGUGCACACUAUGUUGAGAUGUUGCUGAAGGCUGAGUUACCCCUAGUCUCGUCUGCGUUCCAUAUGUCUGGUUUUACAUCGUCACAGAUCUGUCAACAAUGGUUGACUCAGUGUUUCUGGAAUUACUUGGACUGGAGCGAGAUCUGCCAUUACAUUGCCAUUUGUAUUUUUCUUGGGCCAGAUUAUCAGAUUUAUAUGUGUAUAUCUGUAUUCAAGCAUCUACAGCAAGAAAUUCUUCAGCAUACGCAGACUCAGGAUCUCCAAGUUUUUCUUAAAGAAGAAGCACUUCAUGGAUUUCAAGUGAGUGAUUAUUUCAAAUACAUGGAAAACUUGGCUCUAACCUACAGACCAGUGCUGCUAAGAGACAUGAAGAACAUUAGAGUGCAGAACACAUAGAUCAAGCAAAUGAGCCUCUCAUUUCAAAUUUUAGUUACGUUCUUAAAAGGACACUGAUUAUUUGUUUUAUAUACUCUAUAAAAAUGCAUUCAUUCUAAAUGUACAUACUGCCAAAUCAAUAAUAAGGCUUUUCAGCAUUCCGCUUUCACAAGACAUCCUCUAAAUUGGUUCAUCUGAAAAAUAAUGUGUUUUUCUAGCCAUGCACCAUAGCCUUGUUUACACUUGGCUUCAGAACCUGCCCCUGAAUUACUUAAAUGUCCUGCUUAUAUUUUCUUGGAGUGAUUUCCAUACUAUUAAAUUUUGCUUCCCUUCAACAUCUACCUUAAAUUUCUAAGUUGCAUACAAGUUUGCCAAUAAGAUACAGUAAUAUGAAUCCCCAUUCUGAAAAACCCAGCCUUACUUAAUGAUAAAUAAAGGCAGAGCUGCUUCCUUGAAUGUAGCAAGAUUGACCUUCGAAGGUCUGGAAACAGAACGUCCUUGAAGAUUCUCCAUUCUGAGUAUUUUAGUCUGCAGUAGAAUUGUAGUCGUUUUUUAACAAUGUACACUAAAAGCUUUUCUUGAUGUUUUAUGAGCUGAACAAAUUAAACUUCCUGUUAUGAUAAUAUGCAGUAUUUAUUGUGUUUUUGUGACUUCUCUGUUAUGCCAAAAUUGAAAGCGAGGAGGUCAGUUUUGAGGUGUGUGUGUGAGUGUUGCUAAUAAUAUUUUCAGUUGAUCUGGAGUUAAGCUGUCUGCAGGCUUCUCCAAGGUGGGCAUCUUUUAUGGUGCACACAAAUUAGGUAUAUGUAUUAAUUAACAAGUUAAACAUCAAAAAACUGAAAUUACCGGGACUUUAAAAGUGCUAAAAUUUGGCUGAAUUUUACCCAAACAUGAUCACAGAAUUCUGAAAUGUACAUUCCUGUGUAAUGGUGAACAGUUUUGGCUGGCGUGCUGAAUUUAAACUCAGUGAUUUCUUUUAAAGACAAUUCCCCAUCCGCAUGUGCUCUGUUUGCAUGUGACCACGAACACACACGGUGCCAGGAUCUCAGAAGUAGAUUCUGGAAAUGGGGCACCCUGGAGAGGCGUCCAGGCUUGUCAGGAGACCCUACCCAGAGCCUGAAUAGGAUGUCCUCUUAAGGCUCUGGGGAGGAUCUCCUUGUGAGCAGGAGGCCUUCUUGCCUAACAGCUGAUUUCCAGGGUAGCACGGAAACCGCUGCUUCCCCACCUGUCAGCUGUGAGAGAGCAGAGCUGACCCUCUGCUUGCAUGUGUGAGCCAGAGGAACAGUCCAGCUCUGACGCAGGUGAUGUGGACCAGAAAUGGAAUAAUGUGUGCACGAGUAGAGAGACAGUUUGGUUCUCCCACAGCUGGUGAAUAGGGAGGCUCUUACCCAUGCAUCAGCUGAGCUGAUACAGGCAACUCCCUAUUUUAUGUGUUUUUGCAUAUGUCUGUGGGCGUUCGGAACAUAACCCCCGCGUAAAUGGGGAGUCACCUGUAUAUUUGUUUAUUAUUAAGGUCUAUACCAGGCAUCCCCAAACUUCGGCCCUCCAGAUGUUUUGGACUACAAUUCCCAUCUUCCCUGACCAGUGGUCCUGUUAGCUAGGGAUCA
Zootoca vivipara (common lizard) is the source of this 9296-nucleotide messenger RNA. The record is from RefSeq and is a predicted model, not a curated record. NCBI's taxonomy places the organism in Eukaryota, Metazoa, Chordata, Lepidosauria, Squamata, Lacertidae.